AUGACUAUAAUUAAAUAUAAAGAUGGAGGGCGGAGGCCGCGAGAAGCGAACUUCGCAGUGGCGCCGCCCGGGGGCGUCCUUGCUUGCACAUGCGCCAAUGCAUCGAUCGAUGCAGCUAUAUGCCCGGGGAGUGGCAACGACUUGUUGCAAUGGAUGUCCAAGGAGAUGAUAGUGGGUCCAAUAUUUGAAAUUCUUCUGAGUUAUAGAACUAUAACUAUAAUUAAAUAUAAAGAUGGAGGACGGGGGCCGCGCGAGGCGAACAACGCAGUGUCGCCGCCCGGGGGCGUCCUUGCUUGCACAUGCGCCAUUGCAUCGAUCGAUGCAGCUAUAUGCCCGGGGAGCGUCGGGACAAAAACAAAAAGCACGCUCGUUAGCAAAGUCCAAACAAAGAGGCGAUUAAAGACGGAGCGCGGUCAGUCGCGCGGCGGAUGCACUAACAGUGAGGCUGAGGCAUGCUACAGCCGGGCCCGGGCCUACGAUCUCCCUUCCCGCGCCCCCUCCAUCCCUCAAAAGCAGAAAUCUAGCGUCUGCGCG
This is a messenger RNA of Iphiclides podalirius (scarce swallowtail), 534 nucleotides long. The record is from the annotation of a GenBank genome assembly. Lineage: Eukaryota; Metazoa; Arthropoda; Insecta; Lepidoptera; Papilionidae.